GCCUAGGAGGAAAAAAAAGUUUUGCGUUCCCUUCCUCCCUCUUGCGGAGCGUCCUGUCACUGGUGGAAAAUGGCUGCUCGGAGCAGCUCCCUAAAGCUCGGAGAAAACURAAAACACAAGUCCACGUUUUUAAUUAUUGUUUUUAUAAGUCUCACUCGGCGCUUUUUUUUCCCCCCUCGCAAGAAAACCGACAACUUUGAGGACGCUUGGACUCUGAGACAUGUCUCGCUGGGUGCCUUCUAAGAAGGAAAAGUAUGGAGUUGCGAUCUAUAACUACGAUGCCCGGGGAGAAGAGGAGCUGUCGCUCCAGAUYGGCGACACAGUGCACAUUCUUGAAACGUAUGAAGGCUGGUACAGAGGUUAUAGGCUGAGGAGAAAAUCAAAAAAGGGCAUAUUUCCUGCUUGUUAUAUACACGUAAAAGAUGCCACGGUUGAGGGCAGCGGGCAAAAGGAGACCGUCAUUCCCACCGAGCUGCCCCUGGUUCAGGAGGUUACCACAACGCUGCGGGAGUGGGCCGCAAUAUGGAGGGACUUGUAUGUGGGGGACAAGCGCGAGAUGUUCAACUCUGUCCGCGACAUGAUCUACGACCUCAUCGAAUGGCGGUCCCAGAUUCUGUCUGGCACGCUCCCGCAGGACGAGCUGACGGAGCUCAAACAGAAGGUCACCUCUAAGAUAGACUAUGGGAACAAGUAUCUGGAUCUGGACCUGGUGGUCAGAGACAAAGAUGGAAACAUACUGGACCCAGACCUUACCAGCACCAUCAGCUUAUUCAGGGCACACGAAGCAGCCUCCAAGCAAAUAGAGGACCGGAUCCAAGAGGAGAAGUCUCAGAAGCAGAAUAUCGAUCUGACGAGGCAAGCCAAGUUUGCCUCCACGCCAGCGUUCGCCCUCUUUGUGACUCURAAGAACGUGGUGUGUAAGAUCGGCGAGGACGCAGAGGUGCUCAUGUCGCUCUACGAUCCGAUGGAGUCCAAGUUUAUCAGCGAGAACUACCUGGUGAAAUGGUCGAGCUCAGGUUUGGUGAAAGACAUCGACCAGCUUCAUAAUCUGCGGGCGGUUUUCACGGAUUUGGGCAGUGAAGAUUUAAAGAGGGAGAAGAUCAGCUUUGUGUGUCAGAUUGUCAGAGUUGGACGCAUGGAGCUGCGAGACAACAACACCAAGAAGCUGACUUUGGGUCUGAGAAGACCGUUUGGAGUGGCAGUAAUGGAUGUCACUGACAUCAUAACGGGCAAAAUGGAUGAUGAGGACAAGCAACACUUCAUUCCGUUUCAGCCGGUGGCGGGGGAGAACGACUUCCUCCAGACAGUCAUCAACAAAGUUAUCACCGCCAAAGAAGUCAAUCACAAAGGCCAAGGCCUGUGGGUGACUCUGAAGCUGCUUCCUGGAGACAUCCAUCAGAUAAGGAAGGACUUCCCUCACCUGGUGGAUCGAUCUACAGCUGUAGCUCGAAAAAUGGGCUUCCCUGAGAUAAUUAUGCCAGGUGAUGUCCGGAACGACAUCUACGUGACUUUGGUUCAGGGGGAUUUCGACAAGGGGAGUAAGACGACACCCAAAAACGUUGAGGUGACCAUGUCGGUUUACGAUGAAGACGGCAAGAAGCUUGAGAAUGUGAUUUUUCCUGGUGCUGGAGACGAGGGGAUGAGCGAGUACAAGUCUGUCAUCUACUACCAAGUGAAGCAGCCGCGGUGGUUUGAAACAAUAAAGGUUGCUAUUCCCAUUGAGGAUGUGAACCGGAGCCAUUUGCGGUUCACCUUCCGCCACCGUUCAUCACAGGACUCCAGAGAUAAAUCGGAGAAGACGUUUGCCUUGUCUUUUGUUAAACUGAUGCGGUAUGAUGGAACCACUCUGAGGGACGGUGAGCACGAUCUCAUCGUCUACAAGGCAGAACAAAAGAAGCUGGAGGACUCGUCUUUCUACCUAAAUGUCCCGUCCACCAAGCUGGAGCUGGAGGAAAAAGGCUACUCUGCCACCGGGAAAAGCACCCAGACCCUGGGGGCCUGCACCAUCAGCAAGGACUCCUUUCAGAUCUCCACUCUGGUCUGCUCCACCAAACUCACACAGAACGUCGACCUGCUUGGCCUGCUUAAGUGGCGCUCCAACACCAGCCUCCUCCAGCAGAACCUCUGUCAGCUGAUGAAGGUGGAAGGUGGCGAGGUGGUCAAGUUUCUGCAAGACACUUUGGAUGCUCUCUUCAACAUCAUGAUGGAAAACUCUGACAGUGACACUUUUGACACUUUGGUGUUUGAUGCGUUGGUGUUCAUAAUUGGACUUAUAGCCGACAGAAAGUUCCAGCACUUUAACCCCGUCCUUGAAACCUACAUCCGCAAACAUUUCAGCGCCACACUGGCUUACACGAAACUGACCAAAGUAUUAAAGAACUACGUGGACAAUGCAGAGAAGCUGACGGAGCAGCUGCUGAAGGCCAUGAAGGCUUUGGAAUACAUCUUCAAGUUCAUUGUGCGCUCCAGAGUCCUCUUCAACCAGCUCUAUGAGAACAAAGGAGAGGCCGACUUCAUGGAGUCCUUGAGGAACCUUUUCACAUCUUUUAAUGACAUGAUGAACAGUAAUUCAGAGAACACUGGCAUGGUGAAGGGCGCUGCACUAAAGUAUAUUCCUACUAUAGUCAAUGAUGUCAAGCUGGUCUUUGAUCCAAAGGAACUAAGCAAGCUUUUCACCGAGUUCAUCCUGAAAGUCCCUCAGGGUCGCCUGGUGAAACAGAAACUAGACUGUCUGAUUGACAUCGUCCACAGCGACCUCUUUACUCAUCACGAUUGCCGUGAGAUCCUUCUGCCGCUKAUGACGGAGCAGCUGAAGUUCCACCUGGAGAUGCGGGAGGAGCCGAAGGCUUGCUGCCAGCUGCUCAGUGACAUCCUGGAGGUGCUUUACAGGAAGGAUGUGGGUCCCACCCAGUGGCACGUGCAGAUCAUCAUGGAGCAGCUGCUGAGGACGAUUAACAGGACCGUCAUCUCCAUGGGCCGAGAUUCUCCUCACAUCGGCAGCUUUGUGGCCUGCAUGACUGCUACACUGAGACAGAUGGAUGACUAUCAUUACGCUCAUCUGAUCAGCACCUUUGGCAAGAUAAGGAGUGAUGUGGUGGAUUUCCUAAUGGAAACAUUCAUCAUGUUUAAAGAUCUCAUUGGGAAAAACGUCUACCCCUCCGACUGGAUCAUAAUGAACAUGAUGCAAAAUAAAGUUUUCCUUCGAGCUAUUAGUCAGUAUGCAGCAGUGCUGAACAAGAAAUUUCUGGAUCAAACCAACUUUGAGCUACAGCUGUGGAACAACUACUUUCACUUGGCUGUGGCCUUCCUCACCCAGGAGUCACUGCAGCUGGAGAACUUCUCAAGCGACAAGAGGACCAAGAUCUUUCACAAGUACCAAGACAUGAGGAGACAAAUUGGCUUCGAGAUCAGGGAUAUGUGGUACAAUCUAGGCCCCCACAAAAUCAAAUUCAUUCCCGAGAUGGUGGGUCCAAUUCUGGAGAUGACCCUGGUUCCUGAGAUCGAGUUGCGAAAGGCCACCAUCCACAUCUUCUUUGACAUGAUGCAGUGCGAGUUUCACUUCACAUGCAGCUUUCAACGUUUUGAGAACGAGAUCAUCACCAAGCUGGAUCACGAGGUGGAGGGGGGUCGCGGAGAUGAGCAGUACAAAGUUCUCUUUCAGAAAAUAUUGCUGGAGCACUGCCGGAAGCACAUGUACUUGGCCAGGACGGGCGAGACCUUUGUCACGUUGGUGGUGCGGCUGCUGGAGCGGCUGCUGGACUACAGGACCAUCAUGCAUGAUGAAAACAAGGAGAACCGCAUGAGCUGCACGGUCAACGUGCUCAACUUUUACAAGGAGAUUGACAGAGAAGAGAUGUACAUCAGGUACCUGUACAAGCUGUGCGACCUCCACAGAGAGUGCGACAACUACACUGAAGCUGCUUACACUCUGCUGCUACAUGCAAGACUACUCAAGUGGUCAGACGAGCCGUAUGCAGCCCACCUGACCCAAAGAGACGGCUACCAGGCUGCAACCCAAGGACAGCUCAAGGACCAACUCUAUCAGGAGAUUAUUAAUUACUUCGAUAAGGGCAAGAUGUGGGAGGAGGCGAUCAUUUUGAGCAAAGAACUGGCUGAACAGUAUGAGAACGAAGCAUUUGACUUUGAGCAGCUUAGUGCGUCUCUGCGGAAACAGGCCCAGUUUUAUGAGAACAUUGUGAAGGUUAUCCGGCCUAAACCAGACUACUUCGCUGUGGGCUACUAUGGAAUGGGGUUCCCCUCUUUCCUACGUAACAAAAUGUUCAUCUAUCGAGGGAAGGAAUACGAACGCUGGGAGGACUUUGUAGCACGACUCCUCACACAGUUUCCCAAUGCCGAGAAGAUGAAGACGACGACACCGCCCAGCGAAGACACUACCAACUCCCCUGGACAGUACCUUCAGUGUUUCACAGUUAAACCCCUCCUAAACCUGCCUGCCAAGUUUCAAAACAAGCCUGUCCCCGAACAAAUCGUCAGCUUCUACACAGUAAAUGAAGUUCAUAAAUUCCAGUAUUCCAGGCCAGUGAGGAAGGGAGAAAAGGACCCUGACAAUGAGUUUGCGAACAUGUGGAUUGAGAGGACCACGUACGCGACGGCGUACAAACUUCCAGGCAUACUACGCUGGUUUGAAGUCAAGUCAGUUUCCACGGAGGAGAUCAGUCCCUUGGAAAAUGCCAUGGAAACGAUGCAUCUAACCAACGAGAAGAUCAACAACAUGGUUCAAAGGCACCUGAAUGAUCCCAACCUGCCCAUCAACCCCCUCUCCAUGCUGCUGAAUGGGAUCGUGGAUCCAGCUGUGAUGGGAGGUUUCGCCAACUAUGAGAAGGCCUUCUUUAACGACAAAUACAUGCUGGAGCACCCGGAGGACCUUGAGAAGAUAGAAAAACUGAAAGAUCUUAUCGCCUGGCAGAUCCCACAUCUCGCCGAAGGCGUGCGCAUCCACGGCGAGAAGGUCACCGAGGCGCUCAGGCCUUUCCACGACCGCUUGGAGGCCUGCUUCAAACAGCUGCGAGAGAAGGUGGAGAAGCAGUACGGGGUGAAGACUCUGUCGACAGCAGACGAACGACGGGGAUCUCGUCCUCCCUCCAUGGUGCGCUCGUUCACCAUGCCCUCCUCCCAAAGGCCUCUGUCGGUCGCUUCAGUCASCUCCAUCUCCUCAGACAACUCCCCCUCCAGACCGGGCUCAGACGGGUUUAACUUGGAGACUCUUCUACCAAAGAAGCUACACACCAAGUCUCAGGACAAACUGGACCGGGACGAGCCUGAAAAGGAGCGCAAGGAGAAGAAGAAGGAGAAGAGGAACAGUAAGCAUCAGGAGAUCUUCGACAAAGAACUGAAGACGCACGAGAUCAGUCUGCAGCCGACUGAAGCGGUCAUACUCUCAGAGACGAUCAGCCCCCUGCGGCCUCAAAGACCAAAGAGUCAAGUUCUCAACCCGAUGGCGGUAGACCGUCGUCUCUCUGUGUCUCCUGCACAUUCUUCUGCAUCCAUCAACCACUCCUCCUCCUCCUCCUCCUCCUCACAAGGACCCCCGCCCAUUGCACCGAGGAACAAAAGCUCCUUGAGCCUUCACACUGGUUCUAAUCUGGAGCUGAACGGGAUGGGCUGCCCUGACAAGGGUGAAAUCCCCCCUCCGCUGCCGGUGAAAGGCAUCACGUCGGAUUACGGCAACCUGUUGGAUAAUCAAGACUUGGCGAGCCCCUCGACGCCCCCGCCGCCCCCACCACAUCAAAGACACAUUCCACCYCCUCUUCCAAGCAAGACCCCUCCUCCACCUCCUCCCAAGACCACCAGGAAGCAGGUCUCCAUCGAUUCAGGAAUUGUACAGUAAACAAAGACAGCAGGACCAAACAGCACUCUUGACAACAAAACCAAACCAACAUCGACAGUAAACAUUCCCGCAGAAGACAAAAGAGUUGUUUUCACCCACACGUUCCUCACUCCCUGUCCCAGCUUGACAAGAUGAAUACCUCACUGCAGCCCACCCCCUCUUAUCAUCUUUAACGCUUACAGUUCUUCUUCUCUCUUUCUGUUUGACGAUGCUGUCCGCAGCCGCCGAGCUCGACGAUGUCGUCCACAGCCUCCAGAUUUUUAACCCUGACUUUCUCUCACGUUUAUCCGACCGGACGACUCAUUAAAUCAUUACACAUGUCUUUUUAUUCUUAUUCCCAUCAUGUACAGAGGUAUGUAUAUAUGAUUUUAUUUUAUUUCAGGUGUUUUUGUACACUGUUUGACCAUGACGUUUUUUUUGUAUUAACGUAUCAUUAGAUGAAGUGGCAUUUAUAUGAAACACAGAGAAAAAAGGGCCCGUAGGUUUGAAGUGACGAAUGAUUUUAGAGAACUGGGAUGUGAGAACCUUACGUUUGGAGUGCACAUCCGACUAACUGUUCCGACCUUGUCCUUUCAUGCUGUAACCUUGGAAUUCAACAAUAUUGACUGUUACCAGUUCACUACUGACAUGACUUUUUGAAUAAACUUUAAAAUGUAUAUAUUUAAAAAUCUA
Messenger RNA from Austrofundulus limnaeus, 6520 nucleotides. RefSeq names its product dedicator of cytokinesis 1 (gene dock1). The record is from RefSeq and is a predicted model, not a curated record. Gene Ontology annotation, biological process: cell migration; myoblast fusion; small GTPase-mediated signal transduction. Gene Ontology annotation, cellular component: cytoplasm; plasma membrane. Bases 221 to 5848 code for a protein of 1875 amino acids. The transcript has 52 exons. Gene Ontology annotation, molecular function: guanyl-nucleotide exchange factor activity; small GTPase binding. Lineage: Eukaryota; Metazoa; Chordata; Actinopteri; Cyprinodontiformes; Rivulidae.